Molecule: messenger RNA, 873 nt
Organism: Penicillium chermesinum
Lineage: Eukaryota; Fungi; Ascomycota; Eurotiomycetes; Eurotiales; Aspergillaceae
Product: tudor domain-containing protein
Exons: 3
Coding region: 1-873 (290 amino acids)
Biological process (GO): negative regulation of DNA-templated transcription
Molecular function (GO): DNA-binding transcription factor activity
Source: RefSeq, a predicted model, not a curated record
AUGUCCGACAUGGCGGAACUUGAGAAGGAGCUGAAAGAGUUCAAAGAACAGCUUGAAGAGGUCGAGCGCAUGUUGCAGGACACCCCGGACGACCCCGAAUUGCUAGCCUUCAAACCUGAACUCCAAAGCGAAAUCAAAACUCGUGAAGACGCCAUUGCCGCCGCAAAGAAUGCCACCGAGUCGGCUGUUUCCGCUAAGCACGCGCCACCCAAUGCGCCAUCUCCACGCGACUCCGCCACGCCAACCCCGGUGGCGGCUCAACGCGAUGAGCCUGCCCAACCCCGCGUAUCAUACUCAGUCAACGACAAUGUGCUGGCUCGCUGGGUCUCCGGUAACGGCGGCUUUUUCCCUGCUCGCAUCACCUCAAUCACCGGCUCUGUCGCCAAUCCCAUGUAUCUGGUUUCUUUUAAGGGUUAUAACACGAUGGAUAACGUGACCCUGAAGGAUCUUAAGCCCCUUGGCCAUGAAUCUCGCAAGCGUAAGGCUGAUUCUACCCCAGGUGGCUCCGCGUCUGCUUCGCCCGCUCCCUCGCCUGUCAGUUCCGGCAACGUCAUCACCGCCCCAGCCGAAAUCAACCCCGCUUUAGCUACCAAAGCCCGGGACGAUGCGAAGAACGCUGGGGACUCUGCGGGCCGUCCAUCCAAAGCCUCUCGUAAGGGGAAAGCCUCCCGCGAACUGGAAGCUGGCAAGACCAAGUGGCAGGAGUUCUCUGCUAAGAGCAAGGGCAAGUUCGGCAAGAAGGAGAGCAUGUUCCGGACUGGCGAGGGUGUGAACGCCCGAGUUGGGGUCACGGGCUCCGGCCAGCAAAUGCGCCGGGAUCCCACUCGCUCACGCAACACCUACGCCAAACAGGAGGAGGACGAUGACUGGUAA